AUUUUACCUACUGAAAGAUUUGCAACAAUGUUCAACUGUCAACCAAAGAAAAAUCAAAUCGCUCCUGAAAAAGUUGAGGGAGAUAAGAGCAGACAGCGCUCCAAUGGGAGAGUCACAGUCGCAGAAGCGCCUGCUGCCAAGACCUCUGCGGAGAACUGCGACGGGAGGUGGUACAGACUGUUCGGUCGACCCCUGAGCAAAGUUAAAAGUCUGUCAAUGUCUGUGAAGAGGGCCAUCUUCUCAGGUGGUCCAGCAACCACCACAGCACCUCCACCUGAGGAGGACAACCAGAGGACAAAGAAGAAGACAUCUUGCUGGGGACUCUUUAACUGCUGCAGGAGAAGACAUCGUGUGGCUCCAGUAACUGACGAUGAAGCUGAGCAGAAACAUAACAGCAGUUCUGUUAUAAUCCAGAAUGACCAAGUGGUGGAGUUUAAAGGGCUCAGCGAUGAAGAGAAGGCUGCACUAGACAAAGCCAACAAAGAGAACAGGAACGCAGCUGCCACAGUGUACGCUGUUUUUAUCUCCUUACUCAAAGCCUUAGUAGAUAAGGUGAUUUGCCUGAGAUGGGGUGCCUUCAAUCCACUGCGCCUCAAGGUUCAUCAGGCCCCCAGGCUUGGGUUUCCCAACAAAUCAGCGACCUGCUAUAUGAACUCCAGCCUCCAGAGCCUAAUCACACUUAGAGAGUUUGUCACUGAUAUCUACAGCCUCGAUACGGAUUUGUGGAAUUAUAUUUAUGAGGAGACUGCGCUGAUAAGAUGUUUUGUAAAGAUUGUAAGAGGUCACGUCUCCAAAGAUUGUCGAUACAAACUCUGGGCCCUCAAUAUGUUCAAGAAUGCCCUCUCUGUCCAGGCUCCUGAAUUUGUAGACGACUACCCCAAAGAUGCCCAUGAGUUUUUAACAGCGUUCCUAGAUCAGAUGAGAAGUCUGGCUUCACCGUUGCAAAAGGCUGCAGCCCUCAUGGGGAGAAGCUAUAGCUGCCCUGUGGACAGAAACCUGGUGUUCAGAAUGCAAAACAUCAGGACAUGCAAAAGGUGUGGUGCUCAAUCCAUCACAGAGGAGGAGUUCACCAACAUCUCUGUGGAUCUGGUUCCUGGAGGUUCAGUACAGCAGCUGCUCAAGGAAUACCAGAUGGAGACAGAGUUGGAAUAUAAUUGUGAGUGUGGCUGCAGCACAUCAGUCAGGCACUCCACCUUUCUAACCCUGCCCAGAUACCUGAUUAUACACCUGAAGAGGUUCAAGUUCAGUCCGUUGCUAGAGGUGGAGAAGCUACAUGACCCCAUAGUCCUUCAGCCCUUCAGGGAGCUGAUGGCGACUACCAGCCAGGCUGAUGGCUGGUACAAACUGAUUAGUGUCAUCAGCCAUUUAGGCUAUGACUGGAGCAGUGGACACUACAUCAGCCAGUGCGUGCACCCGGGGCAGGAUGUCGCAGAUGACCAAUGGCUCUGCUAUAAUGAUGCCAAGGUUGCCAAGACAACUGGUGCUGCCGUUUGUAAGCAGGCUCAACAAACAGCCUACAUCGUUUUCUACCAAAGAUCGAUGUAGCUGGCAAUGGUGGGACCUACUGAUGACGUACUCCCUGGAUCAAAUUAACAAAGACAGCACUUAAAUAAACACUUGAACUGUCAG
Molecule: messenger RNA, 1629 nt
Organism: Sander lucioperca (pikeperch)
Lineage: Eukaryota; Metazoa; Chordata; Actinopteri; Perciformes; Percidae
Product: ubiquitin carboxyl-terminal hydrolase 37-like
Exons: 16
Coding region: 28-1545 (505 amino acids)
Biological process (GO): protein deubiquitination; G1/S transition of mitotic cell cycle
Cellular component (GO): cytosol; nucleus
Molecular function (GO): cysteine-type deubiquitinase activity; cysteine-type endopeptidase activity
Source: RefSeq, a predicted model, not a curated record